UGUGUUUCAUGUAGUCCUUAAUUUCAUCCUGAUUCUGGUUUACGACUUCCGUUUCAUUCAGUUCCAUCCAUAUUUCAUCACGUUUGACUGUUGACGUUUCAUCCUCGCGCGCGCGGUCUUCCCAAGUAACCAUACCGGCCAUUAAAAAUAAGAUUUCAAGCAAUUUAUAAAAGAAAAAAACACUGUAAAUUGUGUCACCUAGCAUCACUCAGUCAAGUAUAAACGCAUCUAGAGAAAGGCGUGAUUUUCCAAAGUCUGUCACAAUUUGUCGAUUCGUGCGACUGCCGUGAACGUCCCGACGAGCAGAGCAAUUUUUUGAUCUUGGAAAUAAGCAAGUCUGAGUGAUAAUGACUACCAGAUUCACAGGAAUCGAUCUAGGACCUCCUAUCGAGGUUUUUGCACUCCAAAAAGCUUUUGUUGAUGAUACUCACGAAAAUAAAGUGAAUCUUGCAAUCGGGGCUUAUCGAACAAGCGAAGGAAAACCUUGGGUCUUGCCAGUGGUACGUAAAGUGGAGAAAGCUUUGGCAGAGGAUGAAUUGCAAAAUCAUGAAUAUUUGCCAGUCCUGGGUCUGGAUGCGUUUUGUCAAUCUUCGACGAGCAUGUUGUUAGGCGAAAACUCGCCUGCAAUUUCACAAGGACGUGCUUUCGGAGUUCAAACACUUUCUGGCACCGGAGCUCUAAGAGUUGCAGCUGAGUUUUUAUCUCGUAUUCUUCGCUACGAUACCUUCUACUACAGCACACCAACGUGGGAAAAUCACAAGUUGGUAUUCAUCAAUGGUGGAUUUAAGAAAGGAUGUGAAUAUCGUUACUGGUGCGCAGAAACUCGAGGAAUAGAUUUAGAGGGCAUGUUGGAAGAUUUAAGAAAUGCUCCAGAAAACGCGGUGAUAAUUUUGCACGCCUGUGCUCACAAUCCUACUGGUUGCGAUCCGACUCCAGAACAAUGGGCGAAAAUCGCAGAUGUGAUGGGGGAAAAACGUUUAUUCCCACUUUUCGACAGCGCCUACCAAGGCUUUGCUAGUGGUGAUUUGAAUAAAGACGCUUUAGGCGUGCGCUUGUUUGCAGAGAGAGGCCUUGAAUUUAUCUGCACGCAAAGUUUUGCGAAGAAUUUCGGCCUUUACAAUGAACGAGUGGGUAACAUGGUUGUCGUGCUAAACAAUACAAAAGAAAUCGUUCAAGUCAAGUCCCAAAUCACUUUGAUAAUCCGAGGAAUGUACAGCAAUCCACCGAAUCAUGGAGCUCGUUUGGUCGCUACUGUCCUAAGAAGUCCAGAUCUUUUCAAGCAAUGGAGAGGUCACAUUCUUACGAUGUCUGACAGAAUCAAAACGAUGCGAUCAGGGCUCUAUGAAAGAUUAUUAAAACUAGGCACUCCAGGAAGUUGGGAGCACAUUGUGAAUCAAAUCGGAAUGUUUUCCUACACUGGACUCAAUGAGACACAAGUUAAGCAUUUGUUGGAUCAUUACCAUAUCUACAUGUUGCGAAGUGGCCGCAUAAACAUGUGUGGACUCAACGAAAAAAAUCUUGAUUAUGUAGCGGCAGCGAUCCAUGAAGCAGUCACUCGAUUUCAGAAAUCGUAGAGGAAUUAAUUCUACAUGUUAGCUCUUCGUCAGCUGAGAAUUAAAAGGUCUGGUUCAAAAGCUACUUUUGAGUCAGAAGAUUGUCACAAAAUGGCUAGAGAGCACCAAACACCAAAUCAGUAAGUAGAUGUUGAAAUGAGCUGUAUUGUUCUCCGUGUAGCCUCCCAGAAAUUUUGUUGGGCCAAUCCUAAUAUUUGCGAACUUAUGUACAAAUUUAGCUACACAGGAGAGAGUUGCAAGGCCGUUUCUUAAAAAAAAAAAUGUUCAAAAUUAUGAAUUCAAAAACCAAAUUUAGAUGUUAAUAGACUCAAGUUUCUUUAAAACCUUUUGAGUCCCAAAAAAUUAUGUGAGAUGUAUUAUUUACAAUUAUGUGCCAAACAGAUUCAUUGACGAUAUCAAUUUUUGAAUAUUAAUUUUGUACCUUAAUAAAAUAAUUUGAAGAUAUUUUUAAUUGAGAUGAAGGUUGAAAAAUAGAAUUGCGAACUCUUGGGCCUUAGAAACCACAAUGAAAAAGAAUUUUGAAGAAAAUAGUGCCAAAAGUUAAGAGAACGUUUCAACACUCUGAAAGUAAAAUUGAUUUCCUACUGAUACAUUAAUUACAAAUAAUCUUACUUGGUAAUAAUUAUGAAAAUAUUAAGGUUUGGAAUAUCUACUUUCUGAAAAUUUAAUUUUGUAUUUAUGUAAUCAUGUGCACUGACCAAUAGACAUCCAUAUUUUUUAUAUUGCCAAAAAGAAUCCAUGAAAAAUCCAUUGUCAAAUUAAAUAGGUGCAGGAUUAAAGUUUCCUUAAAAAUACCAAAUGUACGUACAACGAAAAUACAAAGAAUGUGUGGUACUUUGAAUAUUUUGUAUUCUAUUCUUUAGUUCUUUAAAAAUAGCUGCACUGGAGUUACUUUAUCAAUUAGUGCUUUGAACCUUAUAGUGUGAUAUAAUCGCAUUUAGCAGCAUUUUUCUUAACAGAACUUUACAGUUUACUUAUUUUACCUAUCCAAACUGUAGGGCAGUUUCGAAUUAUAAACUUUCCAAAAAUGUUGCGAUUAUACAAAGGUUAAGAAAAAUAUCAAUGUAAACUAUUACUAUUUUAGGCGAGAUUCUAGAUUUAAACGGUAUUAAUUGAGCUAGUAAAUGUUCAUUAAUCAAUGCUCAAGAAACUAUUUGUACUCUAGCAUGGAGAACAUAAAAGUGUUACGAUAUCUAUUUAGAAAUUAGAAAAUGUUGUACUUCAUAGGAAUUAAAUUGCGUUAAAAUAAAAUUCUGUUACGUU
Belonocnema kinseyi is the source of this 2837-nucleotide messenger RNA. It is a transcript of the gene Got1, whose product is annotated as aspartate aminotransferase, cytoplasmic. Gene Ontology annotation, cellular component: cytosol. Gene Ontology annotation, biological process: L-aspartate biosynthetic process. Lineage: Eukaryota; Metazoa; Arthropoda; Insecta; Hymenoptera; Cynipidae. Gene Ontology annotation, molecular function: L-aspartate:2-oxoglutarate transaminase activity; pyridoxal phosphate binding. The record is from RefSeq and is a predicted model, not a curated record. The transcript has 8 exons. Bases 348 to 1574 code for a protein of 408 amino acids.